Molecule: messenger RNA, 989 nt
Organism: Lucilia sericata (common green bottle fly)
Lineage: Eukaryota; Metazoa; Arthropoda; Insecta; Diptera; Calliphoridae
Product: organic cation transporter-like protein
Biological process (GO): transmembrane transport
Cellular component (GO): membrane
Molecular function (GO): transmembrane transporter activity
Source: RefSeq, a predicted model, not a curated record
AUGGAUUUCGAUAAAGCUUUAGAAAAAUGCGGAAAUUAUGGUCCUUAUCAAUUUGUGGUUCUGCUGUUUGGUUACACCAACUUUAUGUCCUCCAUGCACUAUUACUCUCAAACUUUAUCUUUUACACCCGAUCAUUGGUGUUAUCAUGAGCAGUUGGAGAAUAAAACAUAUUCGGAAAUUGCUGAGAUUUAUAAGAAUUUUUCAAAGCCUCAUUGCACUUUAUUGCAAUAUAAUGAGGAUGCAUUUGAAGAGGUGGAAAAUGGAGAAUGUCACAAAUGGUUUUAUAAAAAAGAAAAUGGCUACGAAAGUAUAACUACGGAGCUAAACUUGGUUUGUGACUCAACCUAUCUAUCAGCAGUAAGUCAAUCAUAUUUUGUGGGUGCUGUUAUUGGGACCAUUUCUUUUGGUAUCUUGGCUGAUCGUAUUGGCCGUUUACCAGCCAUAAUUUUGAGCACCAUUUCGGGUGGUUUGGGAGACUUUUUAUCUUCUUUUGUCAAUAGUGUGGAACUGUUUGCUUUGACCCGUUUUAUCUCCGGUCUAGCAACCGAUACAUUUUUUGUUCUCAUGUAUAUACUGACCUUUGAAUAUCUCAAUCCCAAGAAACGCACUUUUGGUCUUAAUUUUAUAACUGGCACUUUUUAUUGUGCCGGUUUAAUGUUGUCACCCUUUGCUUUGUGGGUAAAAUCAUGGCGUUAUUAUUUAUUAAUUGCCUCGGUCCCAGUUCUGUUAUUUUUAAUCUACCCUUUGCUUAUAUGUGAAUCGGCUAGCUGGUUGUUAACCCGGGAAAAAUAUGAUCUUGCUGUAAAGUGCUUAAAGCGUGUGGCUAAAUUCAAUGGAAGACAAGUAGAGGAGAAAGUAUUUGAUGAAUUUGUGGAGUAUUACAAACAAAAAGCUUUAGAAGAGCAAAAACUUAAAAACAGUGAUACCUUUUGGGGCAUGUUUCGAACGCCACGCCUAAGGAAAUUUACCAUUAUACUACUGAUCAAAAG